Molecule: messenger RNA, 1690 nt
Organism: Amaranthus tricolor (Joseph's coat)
Lineage: Eukaryota; Viridiplantae; Streptophyta; Magnoliopsida; Caryophyllales; Amaranthaceae
Product: sugar carrier protein C-like
Exons: 4
Coding region: 1-1560 (519 amino acids)
Biological process (GO): monosaccharide transmembrane transport
Cellular component (GO): membrane
Molecular function (GO): monosaccharide transmembrane transporter activity
Source: RefSeq, a predicted model, not a curated record
AUGGGAGGAGAAAUUGGUAAACAAGAUAAUAAGAAAGAUCAUCCUGGAAAGUUAACAAUUUAUGUCCUUGCAACUUCCAUCCUUGCUGCUACCGGUGGUUUAAUUUUUGGUUAUGAUAUCGGGAUUUCAGGUGGUGUAACAUCAAUGGCAUCAUUUCUAAAUAAAUUCUUCCCAACAGUUUACAAGAAUGAAAUUACAGAUACAUCAACAAACCAGUACUGUAAAUUUAACGGUCAAAUUGUGACACUUUUCACCUCAUCCUUAUAUGUGGCUGCUCUCUUCACUUCUCUAAUUGCUUCUACUGUCACAAGAAAGUUGGGUUCAAAAUUAUCAAUGUUAUUUGGAGGCAUUCUCUAUUUUACUGGAGCUACCAUCAAUGCUCUUGCCCAGAAUGUGGCUAUGCUUAUUAUUGGUCGUUCUUUACUUGGAUUUGGUGUUGGUUUUGCUAAUCAGUCAGUACCACUUUACUUAUCAGAGAUGGCACCCUACCAAUCCAGAGGAGCACUAAACAUAAUUUUCCAACUAUCAAUCACAAUAGGCAUUUUAGUGGCAAAUGUUCUAAACUAUUUCUUUGCCAAAAUUGGUAACUGGGGUUGGAGAUUGAGCUUAGGAGGAGCCACAUUUCCUGCUAUAAUCAUCAUCAUCGCGUCCAUUGUUCUUCCCGACACUCCUAACUCCUUGAUUGAGCGCGGAAUGCCUGCAAAGGCUCUUUCGAACCUUAGAAAGAUUCGAGGAAUCGAACAAGUCGACAAGGAGUUCAACGAGAUUAUGGCUGCUGGGGAGGCCUCUAAGAAGGUGCAGCAUCCUUGGAAAAAUGUUUUGCACAGGAAGUACAGGCCUCAUCUUACUAUGGCAAUUGCAAUUCCUUUCUUCCAACAGUUCACAGGUAUUAAUGUGAUCAUGUUUUAUGCUCCUAUCCUAUUCAAGACUCUGGGAUUUGGAGACGAUGCUUCGCUUAUUUCUGCUGGGAUCAUUGGUGGUUUCAACGUAUUAGCCACACUAGUUUCCAUUUAUGGCGUUGAUAAAUGGGGUAGAAAAUUUCUAUUUAUAGAAGGUGGGAUUCAAAUGUUCGUUUGUCAUGUACUUGUUGGGAUAUUCAUCGGAUUUAAGUUCGGGUUAAGUGGAAUCCCAUCAUCACCACUUCAACAAUGGUAUGCAAUACUAGUUGUGAUCUUCAUAUGUAUCUAUGUCUCCGCUUUUGCUUGGUCAUGGGGCCCACUCGCUUGGCUCGUGCCAAGCGAGAUCUUCCCAUUAGAGAUCCGAUCUGCAGGACAAAGUCUCAAUAUAUCAGUUAACAUGUUAUGCACAUUUGUCAUAGCUCAACUCUUCCUUACCAUGCUUUGCCACCUAAAAUUCGGGUUUUUCCUCUUCUUUGCAUCAUUGGUGUUUGUAAUGACCAUGUUUAUCUACUUCUUUCUACCCGAAACGAAAGGGAUUCCCCUUGAAGAAAUGAAUGUUGUAUGGAAGAACCACUGGUUUUGGAGAAGUUUUAUCGAUCACCAUGUUUUGGAUGACCUACAAAUGGUCGAGAAUGGGCAACAACCUGACAUUGUCAUUUGAUAAAACUUACUUUAGUGUUGAUGUACAUAGAUACGUACUUCCUCCAUUUUAUUAUACUUAUAACUAAUGGCGAUAUUUACCCACACAAUAUGUCACAAUCAGUUGUAAAUAUUUCAAAACGGAGGUAAUA